Molecule: messenger RNA, 1709 nt
Organism: Argentina anserina (silverweed cinquefoil)
Lineage: Eukaryota; Viridiplantae; Streptophyta; Magnoliopsida; Rosales; Rosaceae
Product: cytochrome P450 714A1-like
Exons: 5
Coding region: 7-1593 (528 amino acids)
Molecular function (GO): oxidoreductase activity, acting on paired donors, with incorporation or reduction of molecular oxygen; heme binding; iron ion binding
Source: RefSeq, a predicted model, not a curated record
CUAGAGAUGGAAGUGCAUGCCCUACCGAUGUGGUGGCCAAUUUUGCUAAUUGGUGUAUCAAGCUUGGUGAUGAGAUUGCUCAACGAGUUUUGGUUCGAGCCUAGAAGGAUUCGCACUGUGCUUUGGAAGCAAGGAAUUAGAGGACCACGACCUACCUUCCCCUACGGCAAUGUCCCAGAGAUCCAGAAGAUUCGAUCCACCAUGAUCAACAACACGCAUGAAGGGUUGGAUGGUCAACAGUUGAACCAUAAUUGGUUUCCCUCUGUUUUUCCAUAUCUUCAUGAAUGGGAAAUAAAGUACGGUUCUAUAUUCAUGUACUCCACAGGGAUCAACCAACACUUGUAUGUGAGCGAUCCCAAGUUGGUAAUGGAGAUAAAACAGAACAACUCCCUGGAUCUGGGUAAACCUACAUAUUUGGGUAAAUCACUCCAGCCCUUGUUAGGUGAUGGCCUGCUCCGAACUAAUGGAAAGUAUUGGGCCGUCCAGAGGAAACUUCUUGCUCCUGAAUUCUUCCUUAGCAAGGUUAAGGGCAUGGUGGGUGUGAUGCUUGAAUCUACAGCAGCAAUGAUCAAGACAUGGGAUUGUCGUAUUAAAGAUAGCAAAUCAGGCAUUUCGACCAUAGAAAUUGAUGACGAGUUGAAGAGACUAUCUGCAGAUAUCAUAUCACGAUCAUGUUUCGGCAGUUCUUACUCCUUUGGAAAUCAGAUAUUUGAAAAGAUUGGUGACAUGGUAGAAGUUCUUGGCACACCAAAUUUACUAUAUGGCUUUCUUGAUCUCAGCUGGUUUCUUCCCAACAAGAAAUUAUGGAAUCUUAGGAAAGAAGUAGACUCUAUGCUUCUCAAGUUAGUGAGGGAUCGCCAGGUUAAAAGACAAUCGGGUGGUGCAAUAGAAAAUGACCUAUUACAAAUGCUACUCGAUAUUGCUUCUACUAAUACCAUUGACAUUCCUAGGCGCCAAAGAGAAACAUUUGUUUUAGACAAUUGUCGAAAUAUCUACUUUGCAACCUCCGCCACCACUUCUGUUACUGCAUCAUGGACCUUGAUGCUUCUGUCUUUGCACCCCGAAUGGCAGGAUCGCAUCCGUGCGGAGAUCGUUGAGGUUUGUGGGAGUUUAAACAAACUCCAUCAUUGCUUGCACAACACGGAUGUGUUGCGCAAGUUCAAAGUGCUGACUAUGGUGAUUCAAGAGAGCAUGCGUCUUUAUCCAUCUCCAGCCCAACUUGCAAGAGCCAUUCUGGAAAAUGUCAAGUUUGGCGACCUUGAUGUGCCGAAGGGCACCAAUGUACAUGUAUGCGUUGGUGCAUUACACCGCGAGCCCGAAAAUUGGGGUCCGGAUGCUGAUGAGUUUAAGCCGGAGAGAUUUGAAAAUGGGAUAUCUAACGCGUGCAAGCAGCCCCAAGCCUAUAUGCCAUUUGGUUUUGGGACUCGAGUGUGCAUAGGACAGACUUUUGCUAUGACACAGCUGAAGAUAGUGCUGUCUCUAAUCUUAUCCAAGUUCGCAUUUGCUCUCUCUCCAGACUAUCGCCAUUCCCCUUCUCACAAAAUGAUAUUGAUUCCUAAACAUGGAAUCAGACUCUUUGUUAAGUCUGCGUAAUCGAUCAGGCUUGAUAGCUUGUAAUGGAUAAAAAUGCAGCAUGUAGCUAAAAAAAUUGUACUAAUGUUUUCAGAUUGUCUGCAUUUCAUGAAAUCACUAGCUUGGAACUAGAUUGA